AUGAGAACAUUUAUUAAAGCAUGGAUUCCUCAGUGUUUGCGGAUAUUCUGGUCACCUUGCAGAUUAUUCCAUGGAUGCAACAGGCUUCUUACAUCUCAAAUUAUUUCGUAUUAUGAUUCUAUAAACCAGUGUAAAAAGGAACUGCCGGAAUAUUUCAACUUUGCAAGUGAUGUCUUAGAUGAGUGGUCACGACUGGAAAAGGAUGGAAGACGACCAGCAAAUCCAGCUUUUUGGUGGGUAAAUGAUGAGGGAGAGGAGCUGAAGUGGAGCUUCGAAGAGUUGGGAUUUCUGUCUAGGAAAGCAGCUAAUAUACUUUCUGAGGUGUGUGGUUUGCAGAGAGGAGACAGAGUCAUAGCAGUUCUGCCUCGUGUUCCUGAAUGGUGGCUCCUGAAUGUAGCCUGCAUGCGGACAGGAAUUGUCUUUAUUCCAGGAACAUCCCAAUUAACAGCCAAAGACAUCUUAUACCGACUCCAGGCUUCGAAGGCCAAGUGCAUCAUUACCAAUGAUACACUGGCACCUGCAGUGGAAUCUGUCAUGCCUGACUGCCAGUUUCUGAAAAGCAAACUAAUUGUAGCCAAAGGGAGCAGAGAUGGGUGGCUGAACCUCAAAGAACUCUUUGCGGUGACAUCUGCUGACCAUAAAUGUGUCAAGACAAGGAGUCAAGACCCAAUGCUGAUCUAUUUUACUAGUGGAAGUACAGGCUCUCCAAAAAUGGUGGUGCAGUCCCACAGCAGUUAUGGCAUCGGAUUUGCAGUCAGUGGCAGGUACUGGCUGAACUUGACUCCUUCAGAUAUAAUGUGGAAUACCUCUGAUACUGGCUGGGUAAAGUCAGCUUGGAGCAGUGUUUUUGCACCAUGGAUCUGUGGGUCAUGUGUCUUUGUACACAGUUUGCUACAGUUUAAACCAGCAGUUAUUGCAGCGACUCUCUCAAGAUACCCCAUCAGUGCCUUCUGCACUGCUCCCACUGCCUACCGCAUGCUGGUCCAACACGAUUUGAGCAGCUACAAGUUCAUGAGUCUGAAACACUGUGUAUCUGGAGGGGAGCCGCUCAAUCCUGAAGUGAUGGCGAAGUGGAAAAUCCAGACGGGGCUGGAUAUCCAUGAAGGUUAUGGCCAGACUGAAACAGUGACAAUAUGUGCCAAUAUGAAAGGAACGAAAAUUAAACCUGGCUCUUUGGGAAAAGCCGUUCCCCCUUAUGACGUGCAGAUCAUAGAUGACCAUGGGGCUGUUCUGCCUGCGGGAGAAGAAGGCAACAUUGGUAUCAGAGUUCAACCGAGACGACCGUUCUGUCUGUUCUCUGAGUACUUGGACAACCCAGAGAAAACUGCUGCCUCUGUGUGUGGAAAUUUCUAUGUCACUGGGGACAGAGCAAUUAUGGAUGAAGAAGGAUACAUCUGGUUUGUUGGAAGGGCUGACGAUAUAAUUAAUUCUUCUGGGUAUCGCAUUGGCCCAUUUGAAGUGGAAAGUGCAUUAAUACAACAUCCCGCGGUCUCAGAGUCAGCUGUUGUCAGCAGUCCUGACCCAAUUCGAGGGGAGGUAGUCAAAGCCUUCGUUGUUUUAGCUCCUGCUUUUGUAUCACACGAUCCAGAAAAAUUAACUCGGGAGCUUCAGCAACACGUCAAGAAGGUGACUGCACCUUACAAGUAUCCGAGGAAGGUGGAGUUUGUUCAGGAUCUACCAAAGACGGCUACUGGGAAAAUCCAGAGGAAAGUUCUAAGGAACAAAGAGUGGGGAAGAGUAUAA
Messenger RNA from Balearica regulorum gibbericeps (East African grey crowned-crane), 1743 nucleotides. NCBI's taxonomy places the organism in Eukaryota, Metazoa, Chordata, Aves, Gruiformes, Gruidae. The record is from RefSeq and is a predicted model, not a curated record.